This is a messenger RNA of Cucumis sativus (cucumber), 4076 nucleotides long. RefSeq names its product putative pentatricopeptide repeat-containing protein At5g08310, mitochondrial. The record is from RefSeq and is a predicted model, not a curated record. Gene Ontology annotation, molecular function: protein binding. The transcript has 4 exons. NCBI's taxonomy places the organism in Eukaryota, Viridiplantae, Streptophyta, Magnoliopsida, Cucurbitales, Cucurbitaceae. The coding region runs from base 375 to 2954 and encodes 859 amino acids.
CCACUAUUUCCCUCCCUUUCUCCAACACACAGCCACUGCCCUCCGCACGAUUUCCCUUCUUUCUCCCACUGCCGCGCCCCUCCCCCCCGCCAGCCCUGCGAUUUCCCCCUUUCUCCCACAGCUGCCGCACACUGCCGCCCCUAAGAUUUCCCCACCUUUUUCCGGACUCCAUUUCUCUCCGCAGUAGCUUCCCUGCUCGUGCCCGACUUCGUCUUCUCGCUACAAUCGUAUGUUAUCCCUUCGCACGCUCACUGAAGUUUGGAAAAUCUUUUAUUUUCAACAAGUUUGGUUUUACUGCUAAACCUUCGCUGAAUGAGAGAGCUCACAUGAAAUAACCCAAAAAACUUAUGGAAUAUGAGCUUCAACUUUAUUAAAUGGAACUUGAAUUUCUCAUCUACAUUCCAAUGGCGCUUUUCAAAACUACGCUUGCCAAUCCAAGCCUUUCCAAGUCUGGAAAAUUCACUAAUUCUUUUGCCGUUGCUUCACGUAUUUUUAGCAAAAAUCUCUCCUAUGUUUCUCAACCAUAUAGAUCAAUUUGUACAGAAGUAAUCAAUGUUCUCCCUCCUCUGGAUGAAACCUAUAUCAGUAAUAACUUCAUUUCCCUCUUUAGCCAACAAAAAUUUUCCCUUGAUGACCCUCAGCUGAAAAAUUUAGCUCCAAGUCUCAACCCUCGAAUUGUUGAAACUGUCUUGAAUGGCUUGGGGAGUUGGAAGAUUGCUCAUAUGUUCUUCACUUGGGCCUCAAAACAACAUGGGUACAGACAUAAUUGUAAUACUUUCAAUGCCAUUGCAUCAAUCCUAUCACAUGCUAGAAAAAAUGCCCCACUACGAGCCGUUGCUAUGGAUGUCCUGAACUUUCGUUGUUCGAUGACCCCUAGAGCUUUGGGAGUCUUUUUAAGAUGUUUGGGAAGUGUGGGGUUGGUUGAGGAAGCUAACUAUUUGUUUGAUCAGGUUAGAUCAAUGGAUUUGUGUAUCCCAAAUAAUUAUAGUUAUAAUUGUUUGUUGGAAAUUUUGUCCAAGACAAAUUCUAUUGAUUCCAUUGAGAACAGGUUGAUGGAGAUGAAAGAUUUCGGGUGGGAAGUGGACAAGUACACAUUGACACCAGUUUUGAUGGCUUAUUGCAAUGCUGGCAAGUUUGACAAAGCUCUAAUAGUGUUUAAUGAUAUGCAUGAGAGAGGUUGGGUUGAUGGGUAUGUCUUUUCGAUCUUGGCAUUAGCUUUUAGCAAGUGGGGUGAGGUAGAUAGAACAAUGCAAUUCAUAGACAGAAUGGAAGAUCAGAAUCUUAUGUUAAAUGGAAAAACAUUCUAUGCUUUGAUUCAUGGUUUUGUGAAGGAAUCCAGAGAGGAUAUGGCUCUUAAGUUGCUUGAGAAAAUGCUGAAAUUGGGUUUUACUCUUGAUGUUUCAAUCUAUGAUGUGCUAAUAGGAGGGCUUUGUAAGAAGAGGGCAUUUGAGAAAGCAAUGGCUUUGUUUUUUAAGAUGAAGAUGCUUGGAAUUACGCCUGAUGUUCAGAUACUUGCAAAGCUGGUAGCAUCUUCUCCAGAAGAAAGAGUUGUGAUCAUGUUACUUGGGGAAAGACCAAAAGAUAUAAAUGAUGAAGGUAUGAUCUUUCUUUUCAAUAGUGUGCUGAAAUUUCUUGUUAAUGCUGGAAAAGUAGAGAGUACUUGUUAUUUGCUUCAGCUUAUGAUGGGAAAUGAAUCUCGUAGUGAUAAUAUUCACAUUUUGGACAUCCACCAAACUUUUAAGAAGUUACUUCCUAAUACUGCCUCGUUCAAUAUCGUAAUUCAUGGUCUGCUAAAGACAACAAGUAAGUUGGAUCAGGAUGCAGCAUUAAGCCUCUUUGAAGAUAUGGUUCAACUUGGUUGUGAACGAGACCAGUUACUUUACAACAAUUUGAUAGAUGCACUGUGCAAAUCAGAUAGAUUGAAGGAAAGUUAUAAGCUUUUGAGAGACAUGGAGCAAUCGAGACUUCAGCCGACACAUUUUACCUAUAAUUCAAUAUUUGGGUGCCUAUGUAGGAGAGAGGAUACUGUAGGAGCCAUUGAAUUAUUGAGGGAGAUGCGGGGUCAUGGGCAUGAGCCAUGGAUAAAACAUUCUACACUCCUCGUGAAACAGCUGUGUAAGAAUGGGCGAGCUAUUGAAGCUUCUAAUUUUCUUGCUGAUAUGGUUUGUGAAGGCUUCUUGCCUGAUAUAGUUUCCUACUCUGCUGCCAUGGAUGGCCUAGUCAAAAUUAACAAACUGGAUCGUGCUCUUGAGCUGUUUCAAGACAUUUGUACUCGUGGUUGUCGUCCAGAUGUGGUUUCUCAUAACAUAUUGAUAAAAGGCUAUUGUAAAGCUGGAAAAGUUAAUGAAGCCUACAAUUUUCUUCACAAAAUGAGAGUGGCAGGGCUUGUUCCUUCAGCUGUUAGCUAUAAUCUUCUUAUUAAUGAAUGGUGCAAAAAUGGUGAUAUUGAUAAGGCCAUCCUUUGUCUUUCCCAAAUGAAUGAAGAGAACAAGAAACCAACCAUCAUCUCUUACACGACUUUGAUUAAUGGAUGUUGCAAUUCUGGAAGGCCUGACGAUGCCAAAAUACUUUGGAAUGAAAUGCAGGAAAAAGGUUGUUCCCCAAACAGGAUCACUUACAUGGCAAUUGUGCACGGUCUUUGCAAGUGUGGAAAGCCUGAUGAAGCUCUAGUUUAUUACCAUAGUAUGGAAGAAAAGGAAAUGAAACCUGACAGUUAUGUAUCUGUUGCAUUGAUUGAUGCUUUCAUAUCGAAACAUAACUUUUCCAUGGCUUUUAACAUAUUAAAGGAGACAAUUGAGAAAGGAAACAUUCCCGAUCCAACCGACAAGAACUAUGUAACCAUAAAAGAUGCAAUCUUUAAAUUAUCUAAAGAUGAACAAACUGGCUUGGAAGUCAAAGCUCUUAUUGAGAAGGGCAGGAUUCCAACUAUUAGUGUUUCAUGUUUGAGCAGCUGAAGUUGAAGUUUUUCUAUCAACUUAUCAAAGGUAGUCGGAUGAAAUUUUUGGUCGCAAAGCCCAAAGAACAUGUUGAUACAUUUGAAAGUUGGGCCAGUUUGAUACUUCUAUCCUUAUUCCGAGGAUCAAUUUUCUAAAUUUCAGGCUGCCUUCAUUCAGUUGUAGAAUUGAUGUUCUAAACUAUUUUGUUUCUCUUCCCUUUUCUGAAAGUUCUUGAGGAAAACUACCAACGCGUCUGGGUGAGUGCUAAUUGUGAAUUAUGGACACCGCUUACUUCCUGACCUUUAUAUACAUAACUUUUGUGAUUCCUUUUCUUUGGAUUGGGUGAAUUGAAUCCUAUGUUACUCUGACUUGUUUUAUGCUCCUCAAGAGUGAUGCAAAUGUUAAAGUUACUGCCACUUGUAUACGAGUUCCUGUCAUGCGUGCACACGCCGGGAGUAUAAAUCGUCAAUUUGAGAAUCCCCAUGAUGAGAAUACAGCCAGAGAGAUUCUGAAAAAUGCUCCUGGAGUGGUCAUCAUUGACGACCGGAAAGCCAACCAGUUUCCCACGCCCUUGAAAGUAUCAAACAAAGAUGACAUUGCAGUUGGAAGGAUUAGACAGGAUGUUUCACUUGAUGGAAAUAAAGGAUUGGACAUCUUCAUCUGUGGGGAUCAAAUUCGCAAGGGUGCAGCCCUUAAUGCAGUUCAGAUCGCCGAGUUGUUACUUUAAUCCUGACCAUAGCAGAAAGACGAUGGUAUAUUGCUAGACAAAGUCUUUAUUUCAUCGUUAGUAUUUAUGAUAUGGUAGGAUGUCUCAGGAGGCAAAAAUUCGUAUGUUGAUCUUCGUAUCCAUGACUUAGAGCAAAUUUUGCAGGAGGGUGGAGUAACAUUAUGAGUUUGCAUUUAGAUGUGUCAGUCUAGUUUAAAGGAAAUUUUUUGGAAUUGAUGUUGUUCAGAAUGAGGAAGCUGAGUUUGAUGGUUUGUUGAUUUAAUGUGUGUGUUGAAUAUUAGUUGUGGAGUAGAUGAAUUUGCAUUUCACCUAAUUAAUAAAUGUUUAGUUAACAUUAAGUAAUUGAGUGUUUUAGUUUAAUUUGGGAUCAUGGAGAUAGAUUGAAGUAAAAUAUGUUAGGUCAUUCAUAUUCA